Molecule: messenger RNA, 2507 nt
Organism: Lathyrus oleraceus (garden pea)
Lineage: Eukaryota; Viridiplantae; Streptophyta; Magnoliopsida; Fabales; Fabaceae
Product: cyanogenic beta-glucosidase
Exons: 15
Coding region: 98-1645 (515 amino acids)
Biological process (GO): carbohydrate metabolic process
Molecular function (GO): beta-glucosidase activity
Source: RefSeq, a predicted model, not a curated record
UGAAAUCUCCCUGUCCCAUAAAGAGAAAUAUGAUAAUAAUAAUAAUAAUAAUAAUCACUUACACUCAAUUUCACUUUUUUGAAUAAUCACAAUUAACAUGACACCAUUCCAUUUCAACGUGUUUCCGUUAUUCUUCAUUCUAUCCAUCACCAUUGUUACACAUAUCGAUGCUGCUGAACCUUUUCCCCUUCACGACGUUCCUCAUCUCAAUCGUAGCAGUUUCCCGCCAGAUUUCGUUUUUGGAACAGCCUCUUCUGCAUUUCAGUAUGAAGGUGCAGCAUUUGAAGAUGGAAAAGGACCUAGCAUUUGGGAUACUUUCGCUCAUAAAUAUCCAGAAAAAAUUACAGAUGGAAGUACUGGAGAUGUUGCUGAUGAUUCGUAUAAUCGGUACUCGGAUGAUAUCAGAAUCAUGAAGUGUAUGAAUAUGGAUGCUUAUAGAUUCUCCAUUUCAUGGUCUAGAGUGCUACCAAAAGGAAAGCUUAGUGGAGGUGUAAAUAGUGAAGGGAUUAAUUACUAUAACAACCUCAUCGAUGAACUAUUGGCUAAUGGUCUCCAACCAUAUGUGACCAUUUUUCACUGGGACGUUCCACAAGCCUUAGAGGAUGAGUAUGGCGGUUUUUUAAGCCGUCACAUUGUAGAUGAUUUUAGGGACUAUGCUGAACUUUGCUUCAAGAAAUUUGGUGAUAGAGUGAAACGUUGGAUUACUUUGAAUGAACCAAGAAGUGUGAGUAAGAAUGGCUAUGCAAACGGAAGGUUUGCACCAGGGCGAUGCUCAGACUGGUUGAAAAUGAAUUGCACAGGAGGUGAUUCGGGGACAGAACCGUAUUUGACUUCGCACUACCAACUUCUUGCUCAUGCUGCUGCUGCAAAACUGUACAAGACCAAGUAUCAGGCAUCUCAAAAGGGUUUACUAGGGAUUACCUUAAACUCUGAUUGGUUUGUGCCUGUGUCUAAAGAGAAAGCAGAUCGUGAUGCGGCACAACGAGCCCUCGACUUCAUGUUUGGAUGGUACAUGGAGCCACUCACCAAAGGUGAGUAUCCAAAAAGCAUGCAAUCCAUGGUGGGAAAACGGCUACCGAAGUUCUCCGAAAAAGAAUCAGAGCAACUUAAGGGGUCCUUCGAUUUUCUAGGCCUAAACUAUUAUUCAUCCUUUUAUGCUGCUAAUGCACCUCACCUACGGGGGGCUGAACCAGCCCAACAAACUGAUGCUCUUGUUAAUGUUACAAAUCAGCAUGAUGGAAAGCUCCUUGGUCCAAUGGCUGCUUCCAGCUGGUUGUGCAUUUAUCCACGAGGGUUUCGAGAACUAUUGCUUUUCAUAAAGAAACAGUACAACAACCCUGUAAUUUACAUUACUGAAAAUGGUUAUGAUGAGUUCAACGAUCCAACUCUAUCACUUGAAGAAUCCCUUAUAGAUACUUACAGGAUUGAUUACUUUUAUCGUCAUCUUUAUUAUCUUCAAACCGCAAUCAAAAGGGAUGGUGUGAAUGUAAAGGGAUAUUUUGCAUGGUCAUUGUUGGAUAACAUGGAAUGGGACUCUGGCUACACGGUGCGAUUCGGACUCGUCUUUGUGGAUUUUAAAAAUGACUUGAAAAGAUAUCCAAAACUCUCGGCGCAUUGGUUCAAGAAAUUCCUCAAAAAAUCUUAGGACUUGUAUAUUUUCAGCACAAGGAAAAGUUAUCUGUUUUAAUGAAUUUCAGAUUAGAAGAAAAUGAUAUGAAAUUCACUCUUACAUAGAGUUUUUUUUAAAUAAAAGAGUUGUUAAUAAAAGAAUUCAGAUUUAGUAAAGCACUUUUUAUUUAUCCUCUUUUACCAUUUGUAUUUAUAAUUUAAAUUCUUUUUAUGAUAUUUUGUAACUGAAUAGUGCAUAUCUCAGUUAAGUUAUAUAUUUUGGAGCUACAUGAUUUUAACUGAUAUUGAUAUGAUAUUGAUAUUACUCUUAAGUGAAAAACUGUCACUUUCCUUUACUAAUCUAGUAUUAAUGUAACAAGGUAAGUUAUAAAUCUUAAAAAAUCUUUUACUUGAUCUGUUUUAUAUAUAAAUCAUUUAAUGCCAAAUGUAAACAGUAAAUUGCACUCAUCUCCUUUCAAACAUAUUCUCAUUUUCACAUAAAAUUUUAAUUUUAAUUUUUUAUUUACAACAAGACGAACGGAGAACAGAGAGGAAACUAUAUUAUUUAGAACAAUUUGCUCUCUGAAUUUGUAUGAGUGUAUCAAUCUGAUCUUCUACAUUAUUAGUAUUCUAAAAUGUUUAAUCAGAAUCAGAAUUUGAUAAGGGCAUGGCAUUGAAUGCCUAUCGAAGUCUCUUCAACUUUGGUGUCUUGACUCUUAUUAUAAUGGCCGCGGCUGUUACUCCUACUACACUUGUUGACCGGACAUCUCUUAAUCGAAGCAGUUUUCCGGCAGGUUUCAUUUUUGGUACUGCCUCCUCCUCCUAUCAGUAUGAAGGUGCUGCAAAUGAAGGGGGUAGAGGACAAAGUACAUGGGAUAACUUUACUCAUAAAUAUCCAG